Molecule: messenger RNA, 1779 nt
Organism: Brassica napus (rape)
Lineage: Eukaryota; Viridiplantae; Streptophyta; Magnoliopsida; Brassicales; Brassicaceae
Product: methionine--tRNA ligase, chloroplastic/mitochondrial-like
Exons: 11
Coding region: 1-1779 (592 amino acids)
Biological process (GO): methionyl-tRNA aminoacylation
Cellular component (GO): chloroplast stroma; mitochondrion
Molecular function (GO): ATP binding; methionine-tRNA ligase activity
Source: RefSeq, a predicted model, not a curated record
AUGGCGAGGCUGAACUCAUCGCUUCACAACGCCCUCUGUUUGUUAAAACCCUUUAACACUCUCCUCACUACAAAACCAUUUUCUCCAAGAAACAGCUUCAGAUUCUCCAAAAGGCUCGCUUCUUCCCCGAGGAGAGCUCUCCACUCUACUUCCACCCUCGAAAGCCAUGAAAACGGUGAAACAUUCGUCCUCACUACUCCUCUUUAUUACGUAAAUGCCCCUCCCCACAUGGGUAGUGCCUACACCACCAUCGCCGCCGAUUCAGUCGCCCGUUUCCAAAGGUUACUUGGCAAGAAAGUUAUCUUUAUCACAGGAACAGAUGAGCAUGGUGAGAAGAUAGCUACAUCAGCAGCUGCUAAUGGACGCAACCCUGCUGACCAUUGUGAUCUCAUUUCUCAAUCUUAUAGAACUCUUUGGAAAGAACUCGAUAUAGCUUAUGAUAAGUUUGUCAGAACCACUGAUCCUAAGCAUGAAGCUAUCGUGAAAGAGUUUUACGCUAGAGUUUUCGCAAACGGUGAUAUAUACACAGCUGAUUAUGAAGGACUUUACUGUGUUAACUGUGAGGAAUAUAAGGAUGAGAAAGAGCUGCUUGAAAACAGUUGUUGUCCUGUCCAUCAAAUGCCAUGUGUUGCAAGGAAGGAAGAUAACUACUUCUUUGCUCUAUCCAAAUAUCAGAAACAACUUGAAGAAGUUUUGUCUCAGAAUCCUCUUUCUGUGCAGCCUUCAUACCGUCUAAACGAGGUGCAAAGUUGGAUAAAGAGUGGGUUAAGGGAUUUUUCGAUAUCUCGAGCACUAGUUGAUUGGGGAAUCCCUGUUCCUGAUGACGAUAAGCAAACCAUUUAUGUUUGGUUUGACGCUCUGUUGGGUUACAUAUCAGCUUUAACAGAGGACAAUGGGCAAAAAAAUCAAGACACUGCCGUUUCAUUAGGCUGGCCUGCUUCGUUGCAUUUGAUAGGGAAAGAUAUUCUGCGAUUUCACGCAGUCUAUUGGCCUGCUAUGCUAAUGUCUGAUGGUCUCAGUCUUCCAAAGAUGGUGUUUGGCCAUGGAUUUCUAACAAAGGAUGGAAUGAAGAUGGGAAAAUCAUUGGGGAACACUCUAGAACCUUUUGAGCUGGUUCAGAAGUUUGGUCCAGACGCUGUCAGGUACUUCUUCAUCAGGGAGGUGGAGUUUGGAAACAAUGGGGAUUAUUCAGAAGACCGCUUUGUUAAAAUUGUCAAUGCACAUCUCGCCAACACAAUAGGAAACCUCCUUAACCGUACUCUUGGCCUUCUUAAGAAGAACUGUGAGUCUACUUUAGCCGUGGAUUCGACUAUAGCAGCUGAAGGAAUCCCUUUGAAAGACACAGUGGAGAAGCUGGUUGAGAAAGCUAAGACAAACUAUGAAAGCCUGUCAUCAUCAACGGCGUGUGAGGCUGUGUUAGAGAUUGGGAAUGCAGGAAACUCCUACAUGGAUCAAAGCGCACCUUGGAUGCUUUUCAAACAAGGUGGUGUCUCAGCAGAAGCUGCAGCCAUGGAUCUGGUGAUUAUACUUGAAGUAAUGAGAAUCAUAGCGGUUGUGUUAUCCCCUGUUGCUCCUUGCUUAAGCUUUGAGGAUAUAUUCACAGCUUGGCUAGGUGAUACUAAGUGGGGAGGGCUUAAGGGUGGACAAGUGAUGGCGCAAGCGAAUCCAGUUUUUACAAGGAUUGAGCUGAGUGCAGAGGAGAAGAAGGUGAAGGAUAGUAAUAAGAAGGGAAAAGCUAAGGUCAAAGUAGAGAAACCUCAGGCUGUAGCAGAAGCUUAG